AUGGACCUUAAUAUUGAUGAUAUUUUAGCAGAUUUAGAUCGGGAUACCACUGCUGUCGAUAGCUCCCUUUAUUUAAGUUCAGAACAUGAUACAACAAGGUUCAGUGAAGCAAAUGGCACACCUAGUAACCAUGAGAAGCAUAUAGCGGUUAAUAAUAUCACACCUGAAUCUGACUACCAAAUGCUUAUUACACAUUGGAGAAACGAGCGAAUGGCGCCGGAACUACUUCCAUAUCCACAUUUGUUGAUAGGGAGGCUUCUUCAGAGAUUGACAAAUCAAAUAGAACAUAUCGAGAACCUAUCAAUGGGAUUCCUAGAAGAGGCUGCCGAAAACGAUGCCAAGAUUCCUAUGCUAUGUAUGGAGGCGGAACUUGAAAGGUUGAAAUUUGUAAUUAGAAGCUACAUUCGUUGUCGACUGCACAAGAUAGACAAGUACAGUCUGUAUUUGAGGCAACUUGACCAGGCAAAUGACCGCACAUUAUCGUUAACUGAGUUACUAUCUCCCCAAGAGAUGGUGUAUCACGAUAAGCAUUCGAAAAUACUGCUCAAGCUCUUCAACAACUCUGUAUUACGGCAUAUGCCUCCAGAAAUGCAAGCAAUCGAUGACACAGAUGGCUCUAUCAACAUGAUAGACCAGCCGGACUGGAGUAAGUUCGUCUUUGUUCUAAUUAAAGGCGCAGAACCAGGUGAAGAAGACUCGGAACAAGUGCUUAAUGACGAUGGCAAGCCCUGCUACUCUGUCACUAUCCCCGAUCUGAACGAGGAAGUCGAACUGGCCGUUGGGGGGAUCUACGUUAUGCGCUACAAUGUCAUAAGUGGUCUACUACGGGACGGUAAAGCAAUACUUGUAUAG
Messenger RNA from Eremothecium sinecaudum, 852 nucleotides. It is a transcript of the gene SLD5, whose product is annotated as DNA replication protein SLD5. NCBI's taxonomy places the organism in Eukaryota, Fungi, Ascomycota, Saccharomycetes, Saccharomycetales, Saccharomycetaceae. The record is from RefSeq and is a predicted model, not a curated record. Bases 1 to 852 code for a protein of 283 amino acids. Gene Ontology annotation, biological process: DNA-templated DNA replication; double-strand break repair via break-induced replication. Gene Ontology annotation, cellular component: GINS complex. The transcript has a single exon.